UGUAAAAGAAAAAUACAAAGACAAGCAAAAUUAUUGGAAAAUUUUAAACUUAAAUAACCUACAAAUAACCUACAAAACGAUGUCUGCAGAAGAAAAUUUUGAACAGUUUGAGGAUGAAGAGGCAGAAAUUCCAAUUGGUGGGACUUUGCCUGGAGGAAGAAAACGGCUCUUCUCCAAGGAACUGCGCUGCAUGAUGUAUGGUUUCGGCGACGACCAGAAUCCUUAUACAGAAAGCGUUGACUUGUUGGAGGAUUUGGUUAUCGAAUUCAUAACAGAGAUGACACAUCGAGCCAUGGAGAUUGGACGCACAGGACGAGUUCAAGUAGAAGAUAUUGUAUUUUUAGUAAGAAAGGAUUCCAGGAAAUAUGCCAGGGUGAAAGAUCUUUUAACAAUGAACGAGGAACUUAAGAAAGCAAGAAAGGCUUUUGACGAGGUUAAAUAUGCAGAAUAACAUCAUUGAGUCCCACACCUUGAUAAGAAGAACCGCACAAUGCCAGAGGAAUAUGGUGCGC
Atta colombica is the source of this 512-nucleotide messenger RNA. RefSeq names its product transcription initiation factor TFIID subunit 13 (gene Taf13). Gene Ontology annotation, cellular component: transcription factor TFIID complex. Gene Ontology annotation, biological process: transcription by RNA polymerase II. The coding region runs from base 80 to 451 and encodes 123 amino acids. The record is from RefSeq and is a predicted model, not a curated record. The transcript has 4 exons. Lineage: Eukaryota; Metazoa; Arthropoda; Insecta; Hymenoptera; Formicidae. Gene Ontology annotation, molecular function: protein heterodimerization activity.